Plutella xylostella (diamondback moth) is the source of this 2827-nucleotide messenger RNA. RefSeq names its product lipid scramblase CLPTM1L. Gene Ontology annotation, cellular component: membrane; endomembrane system. The record is from RefSeq and is a predicted model, not a curated record. Lineage: Eukaryota; Metazoa; Arthropoda; Insecta; Lepidoptera; Plutellidae.
AUCAAUACGUCAAUAGUCACUCAGUCAUUCAGUCAUUGUCGGCAAAUUAUUGUUAUUUGCAUUUGAAAAUAAUACUUACGUAGUUAAAUUAACUUAGAAAUAGUAAUAAUGAAAUACAUUUCGUUUAGUUUGAUACUAACUUUAAUAUUUGCCGGAUAUGUAGUGAAUACAAUAUGGACUUUAGCUGAAAUUUUCAUACCCCCGGAAUGUAGUCGUGGCGAAAAGUGUUUCCCUUCGUAUUUAUCAUCAAAACCGAAGCAGCACUUAGUUUUGUACACUUCCGUACGAGCGGACCCCUACAUGGAUACGUCGUCAGACAAGAUUAAUAAAAUUCAUACAGCAUUGAACUUCGACUACGAAAAAGAAGCGUCUUUUGACAUAAAGCUGCGCGUGCCGGCGAAGACUCGCAACAACGGCACGCUGUUCCUGCACGCCAUGCUGCUGGACGAGGAGCUCCUGUACCGGGAGUUCUACGAGCUGCGGGAGAGCGAGGCUGUGCUCACUACGCCACUUGUCAUGUUUGUCCCACCCCGCGCAGCCACCUUCAACCUGCUGCAGCAACAAGAUGAAACCCCAAAGCCUGAAAAGGAGCAGAAUGUCCAGCCUUAUGCUCACAUAAGUACAUCGGUGCCGCUAGCCAUUCUCACUGACAAGCUGAAACUACCCGCUAAAAGGAUCCCUGGAGAACUGUAUCCUUACAUGAGGAUCCGCUACGGGAAAUUCCUGCCAAUAAUCACUCACAACAUCCUGAGAUCACGAAUGUCGCAUCUGCAGUUACUGAAUAGCACAACAAAGACAGUGAACAUGACAAUAACCAUAGGCCCCACAUCGUAUGGGUCUCUACGGUUAGCUCUGCAUGUGCAGUUGGCGUUGGAGCAUCUGAAGACCAUUGGCUUCAGUGAGAAAGAUGUUGAUGAUGUGAAAGGAAUCUUUGCUGAUACAAAUCUGUAUUUGUUGUCGGCUACGGUGUUAAUUGCUAGUAUUCAUCUGCUGUUCGACUUCCUAGCAUUCAAGAACGACGUCUCAUUCUGGCGUCGCGCGCGCUCGCUGGCGGGGCUGUCGGCGCGCUCGGUGCUGUGGCGCGGCGGCUCGCAGCUCGUCGUGCUGCUGUUCCUGCUGGACGAGCGGAGCAGCGCGCUGCUGCUGCUGCCCGCUGCUGUUAGCGCUGCUAUUGAGCUCUGGAAAGUGACCAAAGUCCUCCACCUUCGCAUCUCGUUCACGGGCUGGCGCCCACAUGUCUACCGAGAGGUACAGUCGGACGCGGGCGAGGCGCAGACAGCUAAAGCAGACGCCGAGGCGAUGAGAUACCUGUCCAUGCUACUGUACCCCCUGUGUGUAGCUGGAGCGGUUUACUCGCUGAUCUAUGAGCCGCAUAAGAGUUGGUACUCCUGGGCCCUACACUCGACCGUCAACGGCGUCUACGCUUUCGGCUUCCUCUUCAUGUUGCCUCAACUCUUCGUGAACUACCGCCUGCGUUCCGUGGCCGCGUUACCGUGGAGAGCCUUCAUGUAUAAGGCUUUCAACACGUUCAUUGAUGACGUAUUUGCAUUUGCUAUUACGAUGCCGACCGCACAUAGGGUCGCUUGCUUCCGCGACGAUCUGGUGUUCCUGGUCUAUUUGUAUCAGAGAUGGUUGUACCCCGUGGACAAGUCUCGCACAGACAAUGCGGCCAGCAUGGACGAGAACCCUGAAGAGUUGGAGCCGGCCAAGAGCAAGCAGGAAUAGAACUAGCACCCAGCUAAUGGUGGUAUGUUAACAGUUUACGUUCACUAUAUAUUCGCAUUUAUGAUUGGAUGUUUGCUGUAUUUGCCAAAUACCAAAAAUGAAGGCAAAAUCGGCAUUAAUUUCGGCGAAUAUACUGUCCACACAUGGCAGUUUUGGCAAAGACGAAUUGCUAAGUGGGGUGGUAGCAUUAUAGUAAAUGUUUACAUUAUAGGAAACUGUUAAAAUCGUAUGACAAAAAAUAUGUGGAAGAAAUUAGAAAAGGAAGACUUUUUCGUGGUCGUAAAUAGCAAAACCCCGUUCCUCUAUAUAUACCUAUAAGUAUGUACUUAUAGAUACAUUCUCAAAUCUCUUUCAAUCACACGAAGCGAUAUAAUAAGCAAAAGCAACGUUUGCGUAUUUUUCAUACAAUGCUUCUAGUGGUGACCAUGACGAUGGCGUCAUGGUCUAAAAUCAUCUCGGUUUGCGUAAAUUACGUAAAUUAUCACAACUUACUCUUCAUUUAAUAUUGAAUAAGAUUUGAGAAUAUAUCGGAACCGGGACGGAAGGUAAACAACGACACUUGGCACGUUAAUUCGUGCAAGUCAACUUGCCAAUUUAUCUUAUGAGAUUAUUUUAUUUAUGACAUUAUUUAGCAAUAGAAAUAUAGAAUAUGCAAUAGUAAUUUAAUAAACUAAAAGCACGAUUUUUAGCUCGUCAUUUAUGUUGCCCUUCUAUGAAAGUGGCUGAAAUAUACCAUCUUUUGAACUUUGACAUGGAGUUUAUGUCGAAAUACAAUGAAAUAUUGUAACAUUUUGAGUUAUAAGGGUUAAUUUACAAUUUUGUUCUAAGAUUACGAUUUAUUUGAACACUGUUUGUUUCUUUGCAAACUCUCAUUCCAUUUACCUCAUCUCGUAGUUCUAAGAGUAUUUCUGGGUAGUAAUGUAAUGAUGGUGAACAGCUUGUCAUCGUAAUAUAGGGUCAUUUUAAAACUUUGAAGUGAUAUUUUCUUUAGAAAAGUACCGACAUUGUAUAUCGGUAUUAAGAUGCUGGUACCUUCCUGUGCCAAUUUUUGACGUCAUCGUGGUUAAUUACCUAACAGAUAUUUUCCCUAAUAGUUCUUGAA